UGGAGUUAGGGUUUCUCCCGAACUGUCAUGGCCAAUGUCCGGCCCUCCACACUCGAAGCACUGACCCGUUUACAAUGCUCAAUAUUCCAAACGACAUACAACCCGACGCGGGUCCGUACCGGUGCCAAAUAUCUCCGUGCUCGUCUCCGGGGCCCUUCUAUGGUCAAAUAUUAUCCCCUCGCGCUUAACAUCUCUGCGAUUGCCCGUCGAUACCCAGCGUUAGAGAUUGUGGAUGAGAAAGAACAGCAGAGGUUCCAAGAUAUUAUCGAUAGGAAGAAGAGAGGGAAAGGCGCCCCGAAAAAGCUGAAAAAGAAUGAGGACGGCAAAAGAGCCCAGAAAAAACGGUAGAAUCCCGG
Molecule: messenger RNA, 356 nt
Organism: Guyanagaster necrorhizus
Lineage: Eukaryota; Fungi; Basidiomycota; Agaricomycetes; Agaricales; Physalacriaceae
Exons: 2
Coding region: 28-348 (106 amino acids)
Cellular component (GO): mitochondrion
Source: RefSeq, a predicted model, not a curated record